Messenger RNA from Phacochoerus africanus (Common warthog), 2190 nucleotides. It is a transcript of the gene ZSCAN10, whose product is annotated as zinc finger and SCAN domain containing 10. The transcript has 5 exons. Gene Ontology annotation, biological process: negative regulation of transcription by RNA polymerase II. The record is from RefSeq and is a predicted model, not a curated record. Bases 1 to 2190 code for a protein of 729 amino acids. Gene Ontology annotation, molecular function: DNA-binding transcription repressor activity, RNA polymerase II-specific. NCBI's taxonomy places the organism in Eukaryota, Metazoa, Chordata, Mammalia, Artiodactyla, Suidae.
AUGGGGCCGAGGGCAUCCCUAAGCCGGCUCCGGGAGCUCUGCAACCACUGGCUGCGGCCGGCUCUGCACACCAAAAAGCAGAUCCUGGAGCUGCUGGUGCUGGAGCAGUUCCUGAGCGUGCUGCCCCCACACCUCCUGGCCCGACUACAGGGCCAGCCGCUCCGGGAUGGCGAAGAGGUGGUGCUGCUGCUGGAGGGUGUCCACAGGGAGUCCGGCAACGUGGGGCCGCUGGAUUUUAGUUUUAAUGCUGGCAAGAACUGUCCCCGUGCAGACAUCACCUUGGAGGAACAGGGGGGCUCUUCCCAAGUCUCCAGCCACAGCCCCAAAAAGGAAGUGCACUCAGAAGGGCCUCCAGCCCUGGAGCCACCAAAGGAACAUCCACCAUGCCAGCCAGGCCCCUCCAUGUCUGCUGAUAUGGGGACCUGGAGGCACCCUUCACGUUCAAAAUUGCCAUUGAGCCCCGGUCCCAAGAGAGCGUUGCAGGCCCUGCAAGAGAGCGCCCCCCAGGGCCUGGAGCCGUGGCCGGAGGAGAGCUCUGGAGAUCAGGAGCUGGCAGCUGUGCUGGAGUCUCUGACCUUUGAAGAUGUCCCAGCAAAAAAGGCGUGGCCCGUGCAUCCUUUGGGAUUUGGAGGCAGAACCCCGGACGAGGCGUUUAAGGAAGAAGAGCCGCCGCGGGUUUCCUGGCCUGCCGCCGUCCCAGCGAAGUCUGGGGCUGAGAGUCCGAGGGUAGCGGAAGAGCCCCGUGCCCAGUCGCUCAGGCCAGGCCCCGAGGUGGGCGGCAGCGAUGGAGACCUGUCCCCUCCAGGCAGAAGUGACAUUCUCGAGGUCAAAGUGGCCGGGGGGCCCCCCAAGUCGGAGCCAGAGAUCAAGUUCAUCUGCACCGAGUGCGGGGUGAGCUUCCCGCAGCUGGCCCGCCUGGAGGCGCACCAGCUGCGCUCUCACCCAGGCUCGCGGUCCUUCCUGUGCCUGUGCUGCGGGAAGAGCUUCGGCCGCAGCUCCAUCCUCAAGCUGCACAUGCGCACGCACACCGAUGAGCGGCCGCACACCUGCCACCUGUGCGGCCACGGCUUCCGCCAGAGCUCGCACCUGAGCAAACACCUGCAGACGCACUCCUCCGAGCCGGCCUUCCUGUGCGCCGAGUGCGGCCAGGGCUUCCAGCGCCGGGCCAGCCUCAUGCAGCACCUGCUGGCGCACGCCCAGGACCAGAAGCCGCCGUGCGCUUCGGACCCCAAGACCCAAGCGCCCCCAGAGCUGAGCGUCGUCCUGUGCUCCCACUGCGGCCAGACGUUCCAGCGCCGCUCCAGCCUCAAGCGCCACCUGCGGAUCCACGCCAAGGACAAGGGCCACCAAUGCUCUGAGUGCUCCGGCAGCCUGCGCCCGGGGCCCGAGCGCAGGCCCUACGUGUGCGGCGACUGCGGCAAGGCGUUCCGGCGCAGCGAGCACCUGGGCGCCCACCGGCGCGUGCACACUGGCGAGCGGCCCUUCUCCUGCCAGGUCUGCAGCCGCAGCUUCAGCCAGAGCUCCCAGCUGGUCAGCCACCAGCGGGUGCACACGGGCGAGAAGCCCUACAGCUGCCUGCACUGCGGGAAGUGCUUCAUGCGGCGGGCCGGCCUGGCCCGCCACCUGCUGACCCACGGCGGCCCGAGGCCGCACCACUGCGCCCAGUGCGGCAAGAGCUUCAGCCAGACUCAGGACCUCGCCCGCCACAGGCGCAGCCACACGGGCGAGAAGCCUUGCCGCUGCAGCGAGUGCGGCGAGGGCUUCAGCCAGAGCGCCCACCUGGCGCGACACCAGCGCAUCCACACGGGGGAGAAGCCCCACGUCUGUGACACCUGCGGCCACCGCUUCCGCAACAGCUCCAACCUGGCCCGCCACCGCCGCAGCCACACGGGCGAGCGGCCCUACGGCUGCCAGAAGUGCGGCCGGAGCUUCCGGCGCAACGCCCACCUGCAGCGGCACCUGGCCACCCACGCAGGGCCCGGGGAGGAGGCGGGGUCUGGGCAGGCCGAACCCCUGCAGGAGUGCCCGGAGUGCGGUAAGACCUUCAGCCGCAGCUGCAACCUUCUGCGGCACAUGCUCGUGCACACAGGGGCCAGGCCCUACUCGUGCACACAGUGUGGCCGCAGCUUCAGCCGCAACUCCCACCUGCUGCGCCACCUGAGAACCCACGCCCGGGAGACGCUGUAUUAG